CUCCCUUUCUUCUUCCUGUUGAAAACUUGCAGUAGAAAUGAGUGAAAGAGCGAGAGGAGAUCUGAAGAAAUCUGAUCGAUCGUGCAUUAUUGAGAAGCGAGACGCUCAAAGAUCAAAAGUAAAAGGGAAAAUCUGUGGGUGUCCGUCCAAUUCCACAGAAGAAGCCUCCAACUUGAGGUACCUGACACCGCUUUCUCCUUUGCUUUACAGCCCACACAGCAGACAUCCUCUUUCUCUAUCUAUCUAUCUAUAUAUAUAUAUAUAUAUCUUACUUCUUCGAGUUCGUCCCCGCCGUCGAGCUUUUCCGACAUUUCGUUCGGAAAAUCUGCAAUCGGAUUUGCCUGGGGUUGUUCGGGAAGGGAGCGAAGAGACGAGGAGCUAGAAACAGGAAAUCACAUGUCAGGGAGAAGAGGAGGCGACCAUAUGAGGAAUGAUGAUUGCUUAAAAAGUGUUGAGUUAAAUUAUCGCUAGAUCAGGAAUGCCUGAGGCCGCCGAUCUAGAGGCGAUCGGAGGACCUUGUUCAUCAAUAACGACUUUGGGGCAGCUGGCAGCGCCUUGUUGAAACCCCAUUAGAUGUGUUUCGUUGAGCGGGCAUGUACAUAGAUGAUGAGCGAAUGAAGCAGCAUCGUUGUGAGUUCAAAUCCUCGUUCUGGAAAAGAUUGCAGAUAGUCCAAUUACAAGCACUUUGGUCUUGGAUACAAUCUCAUGGGAAUCAUUUCAUGCUUGGAUUAUGAAUAAUUGUGUUAUUAAUCAUUGAGGUAUGUAGUUGAUUCUCAUUAUCCUGACAUUGAUGUGUGUUGGAUCAUUAUAGUGUAGGGUGCACCCAGGGGCAGAGCUAGAAUCUUGGUUGAGUAUAGGCAACACUAUAAUAUAUAAUUCAUAAAAAGUAUAUAUAUAAUCGAAUAAUCAGUUCAAGGAUAUAAUGAUUCAAUUUUUUUAUAGUUUAUUUUGAUGCUAAUUAACAAUAAACUUCAAUGUGCGCUAAUGAAAAGUAUGAACCAUUGAGUUGAGAUUUGAGAGUCAAUAUAACUCUAGAUGUUGGAGGCUUGGAGUAUCUUCGUUUUUUUAUAUAUAUAUAGUAAUCCCAUACCCUUACAACCUGACUAUUCUUAGAGGUGGGCGGCCUCCCCCCUUGUUUGCCCACCAUGUAAAUCUGGAAGUGCUCGUAAUAGUGCGCCUAGUAAUCGACCUCCACAACUCGCCCCCUACUAUUGAGCCGCAUAGGCUAGUUAAAUGGUUUUACAAAACAUUGUGCACCACUUUGCACAUCUGCUAUGCCAAUUUGGCUUGUCAAUUGGUUUUACAGGACACUGUGCGCCACUUUGCACAGUCGUUAUGCCAAUUUGGCUUGUCAAUUGGUUUUACAAGACAUUGUGCACUGUCUUGCUAAGUCGCUUUGCCAAUUAAUAGCCUUAUUGCAUGCUCCAAGCUCCGUGAAUCCACUAAUCGUCUUUCUGCUGCACCUUAUUGCAUGCUCCAAGCUUUGUGAUGCUCUUUGAAUCCCCCAAUUAUCUUUCCGCGAUUCACUAAUCGUCUUUCUGCUGCACCUUAUUGCAUGCUCCAAGCUUUGUGAUGCUCUUUGAAUCCACCAAUUAUCUUUCUGCUGCACCGUGCCUCGGACAGACUUGGAGUAUCUUCACGAUGGUAUAAGAUCAAACUAAUAAAAAUGGGAAAAUUCGAAUUGAAAUAUGGGAAAAUUAUUAUUUUUCCUUUUGCAUAUAAAUCUUAUAUUGUUUUGGGGCACGUAGGUUAUUCCACCUAUGGUGGAUCAUGAUAUCAAGUCUGCCAACAUAUUGUUGGACCACUCUAUGGUGGCUAGAGUAUGAUUUUCUAUCAUUUUCAUGUAUUUGAUGCAAUAAUUAAAAGGCAAAUAUAUUAUUUGGACAACUAUAUGAUUUUUUUGGGGCACUCGCCAGCUAUGUUAUUUUUUCUGGGCCUAGGCCAGUUGCCCACACUGGGCCCAUGUAACCUCCGCUAUUGGGUGCACCCCGGGUAGAGGGGAAGGGUGAAUAGCCAUGACUUAAAAAUAAUUUUUUUUGCAAAGACCCCAGGUAGAGUCAAAUAAAAAGGUAGAUCCGCUACCUUAGCGGCCCCCCUAGUGCCGGCCCCACGGAUAUGGAGGGAGGUUCAUGCAGGUACACAGGCCAUAGGCGCAUGGCGGGGUAAACCCCAGGUCGUCAGUUCCUGAGAAUCGACCCCUGGUCAUUACGCUAGAGAUACCAUGCGCCCACCGUUUGCGCUACGCCCUGGGGGCAGGUAGAGUCAAAUAAAGGUGUUACUUCAUGUGAGGUGCUUCUGUGUGGGGUGGUUUGGGUUGAAUAUUGUUUGCUAUGCAAAUAAUAAAAAUAAUAAAACAAUAUUAACAUUAUUAGUUUACAUGGUUCGUAUUCCACGAUUCAUAACUCAUUAGGUGAGUCACUCUUAAUCAAUCAACUACAGUUGCUCAUUUACAAGAGGCAAGCCUCCUUACAUUUCCAAUCCUUUUGGAUGAUUACAAAGAGUCUCUCAUCUUAAAUAGAAAUGAAAUUAUAAGCUUAUGGAGAAAAGAUUACUAAGGACUUGUUGAAAAAACCUUCAACUUGAUUCCCAAUCCCUUGGAGAGUAGUUUCACUCAAGCACUAGAUCACGAUAAAAUCUCAUAUAUUUUAAUGCACCCUUAACCACUCAAGAAACCUCUAAGGCUUAAAUAAAAGUUGUUCUAGUGGUUCUAAGGCUUAUAAAAAGUUGCUCCAAAUGGUUUUAUUUUGCUUGCCUCCAAUUGAUUGGAAAUGACUCUAGAAUACUACUUGGGCAGAUGAAAUCUUUGAACAACCAAUGAUUAUCUAGGGAGCCAAUAGCUCAUCCUUUAAUUGACUAUAUUGAACUUCUAGUCAACUGGUUGGCUAAAUUCAACUUUAGUUGAUUGUUGCUUAGAUAGAAAUAUUUUGUUCACCUAACUCUUGUGUUCAGUCAAUUUCUCAGUUAAAUGAACUCUAUAGUUAGCUAAGAUCAAUCUCUAGUCAACUAAAUUUAUUUAGAGACUCCUUCUUUACUCAGCUUACACCCUUGUUAGCCUAUGGGAAGUCUCAUGAUCAAGUUUAGCUACAAACUUCAGCUCAAGGCUUAAUUUCCGUCGAUCAAGUGCUUCACAAAAGCCACUAGGCAGCGUAAACCCUACUUUUGCACAUCAUUUUUGGUAAUGUUACUCAAAAGCAAAAACAUCAAAUGACACACUCUCUUGUAAUCUCUCAUAGCUCUUCAUUGCCCUGAAGCUCACCUCAUGUUAAACCCUCAGUCCCUUGGACUCUCUAAAUCAUCCUUCACCACUCACCUAUGAUCCAACUCGCUUCCUGCCACCUCAAAGUACACCUAGAGUCAGUCUCUUGGUUUCUUGAACACACCAAGCUCUCUAAACUCCCAUGUCAUUCUUCUCCCCUCACAUUCUGAGUUCAUCUCUUAUCAAGCGAUCAACCAUCAAACCAUCCACAAUCAAACAAGUUGACUGCGUUGAGUCACCAAACUUUCUGACCUUUUAUUUCAUUGUUUCAAGUCUCUGCACACUUGAUGCACAUGUCAGCAACACAACUCAAAGCUAACUUUAAUGGUUUGCCAAAUACAUCAAAAUAACUUGGUCGAACCCCACCGCUUGGGAGCAUCAUUGCACCAAUAAUUAGUUGUUGAUAAAAGAACUUUGAUUAUGGUGCACUUCUGAUAUCAUAUUAAUCAGUAAUAAGUUGAUUUUUUUAUAGUGUUCUGUUCUUGAAACGUUCUACAACGAUAAGUGUUUUGUUAACAUCAUCUACCAUAUUUGUAUCGAGAAGUCAUCAGUUCUAACUUUAUGCUCAACCAUGCAUGGAUUUGCUGCGUGAAUAUCUAUAGUUAAUAAAUAUAAGUUAGUAUAACUUCUACUUGCAUUCUUGUUUUUUUGUAUGAGCCAAGAGGUGUCUCCCAUUUGGGGCGAGAAUGAUAAGUUAAACCCCUCCUAGUAAUGCUAUUAUACAACUUCUAAUGAGGGCAACACAGUUACUUGCAGUCUUGUUUUACAUUAUCAAAUACUCAUCUUUGGUUUACUCUUACCCGUCUUGUUUAUUGUUUCAGCACUUCAUGUCAUGAUCAUUUUCUUUUAAUUUAAUUAUUUGGACAAUUAUAUUUGGUAGAUAGUUGUUUCAAAAUUAUUGCCCUUUGAGAUUUGAUUGACCUUUCAGGCAUGCGAAUGGACUGCAGAAAAGGUUCUAUAUGGUUUUAGAAUUUUUUUUUUUUGCCCUUGAACAAUCCUUUUGGUGUCGAUAACUAACAGAUGCUCAUUACAUGCUCGGCUAAAUGUCAAGAGAGGCUAAUUUUCAAAAAUUCGUUCCUCUGCACUGAAGUGGAUUCCUAUACCAGAUGUCAAGGACUCUUGCAGCAGCUCUAGGAGGUGCUGCAGGAGCCAUGACUGUUUUGGGGUUAACAGUUAUGUUUGUAUACUAUUGUUUCCUGCGUAAUAGGAGCAUCUCAAAAACAUCAGAGACAAAUUCUUCUGAUUCUUCUAUACAAGCAGGACAGAAUAUUGAGACAGCAGAAUUGCAUGGAACUCAAUGCUUUACACUUGAGGAGUUAAAUUUGGCUACAAAGAAUUUUGAUGAUAUCAAUCUGAUUGGCUAUGGCUUGUUUGGACAAGUGCACAAGGGUUUGCUUCAAAAUGGCAUUCUUGUAGCUAUAGAACGAAGGUCAUCUUCCCCAAGUCCACAAUUUAUUGAAGAGGUUCACUAUCGUUCUUCUAUUUGCCACAGAAAUCUUGUGAGCCUUUUAGGUUACUGCCAGGAGAAUGAUAUGCAGAUGCUUAUCUAUGAGUAUAUACCAAAUGGCAGUGUCUCAACUCGCUUAUAUGGUUCAAUUCAAUCUUCAAGUGGAAAAUUGGAAUUCAAGCACAGGCUUUCCAUUGCCCUUGGGGCAGCUAAAGGCAUGGUUCAUCUGCAUUCCCUGAAUCCACCUCUGAUUCACAUGAAUUUUAGUACAGUGAAGGUUCUUGUAGGUGAGGACUUGACACCCAAAGUUGCAGAUGCUGGUGUCCGUAGUUUACUUAAUCGUGUUGAUGGUGCUGCUUCGUGUUCAAGGAUGUCUGAAGAUGAUCCUUUCCUUGAUCCCGAAGUAUAUGAGUCUGGAAGAUUCUCUGUAAAGAGCGAUGUAUAUAGCUUUGGUGUGUUCCUUCUUGAGUUAGUAACCGGAAGAGAUGCUGCAUCUGAUAAAAGCAUCAUUCAUCAGGCGCAAAACUAUCAGGAUGGCAGUGAUAUCUCAAUCCCCAUCGAUAGCAGGAUGGGCAGCAACUUCUCCCCUGAAGGAAUGAGUUCAUUUGUGCGGCUAAUCGCAUGGUGUCUGAACUCACAAAGCGAGGAACGCCCAUCCAUGAGGUUCAUAGAACUGGAACUUUGCCGAAUUCACGAGAAAGAGCUGAGCUUGACUACCAUCAUGGGCGAAGGGACUACUACUGUGACCCUUGGAAGCCAGUUAUUCACUAGCUAAUGGAAACAAAUGGCUUUCUUUCAACUGUAUAUCACCUCAUUUACCAUUGUUGUGGAACUCCAUAUCUGUGAUCAGCUGCAAGAUGUGAAUAAGCCAUCAGCUGCAUAUUCAUUGAUUUCUUUUCUUUUGUUCUUUUUUUCAUAUAUAAUUGUAUAUCAUUGUUGUGGAUAGAGAUGUGAGUUUAUUAUGUGAUCAUUAAUGUGGUGGAACUUGGAGAAGAAUGAUUGCUUCUCUUUCUUUGUAAA
Zingiber officinale is the source of this 5723-nucleotide messenger RNA. RefSeq names its product probable leucine-rich repeat receptor-like protein kinase At5g49770. Gene Ontology annotation, molecular function: ATP binding; protein kinase activity. Lineage: Eukaryota; Viridiplantae; Streptophyta; Magnoliopsida; Zingiberales; Zingiberaceae. The coding region runs from base 4363 to 5478 and encodes 371 amino acids. Gene Ontology annotation, biological process: protein phosphorylation. The record is from RefSeq and is a predicted model, not a curated record. The transcript is spliced from 9 exons.